Molecule: messenger RNA, 679 nt
Organism: Rubroshorea leprosula
Lineage: Eukaryota; Viridiplantae; Streptophyta; Magnoliopsida; Malvales; Dipterocarpaceae
Source: the annotation of a GenBank genome assembly
CAUUUCCAAUAAUCCAAAUGACUGGUUAGGAGGAUAGGACUCUCAAAAAUUAAGAGUGGGGACUGGUAUAUGGCAUAUGAAUACUCUGCUAAUUAGCAAGAAUAUUUAAAUACGAUAAUUAGUAAGGAUCUGUACAGCCUACCAAACCAGACCUACUUUACACCAUUUCCUCGGUAUCCAAAAGAGAAUAACCAAAUUUUCUAUGGAUGAUCUUUUCAUGUCUACAAUACCUGCUCUAUGCAAAUACAUGAGACGAUUUUCGGGAAUUUAACAGCCAUUUAAAUUCUGAGGAUAUCUGUAUGAAACCUGUAAUUUCAUUUUUCCUCGUCCCCCAGCUAAAUUGUUCCUUGCUGAUAAGCAACUUCAGUAACAAGCCAGAAAAGCGCAAAAUCCUUUUACCACUCCACAGAAUUCACCCUUUUAAGAGCACGAGGUAUUCUUGGCUUCUCCUCGACCGGUAUGAGGUUCUUCAUUAGCUGCAUUGCAAUCAACCAUGAAAGGCAGUCAGAUUUGCAACAGAUACAUUAUACAAGGAUCGAUAAUGCCUUAAUGGAAAACAAAAUUGUGAUUUCUGAAGAUUGUAUGUCUUUUGAACUUUGCUUAUUGUUGCAAUGUGUUCUGUCAUGGUAGUACAUUAGCAACCAGUGGCAGUAAAGAACAAUAAACCUAAAAUAUAAUG